Molecule: messenger RNA, 5679 nt
Organism: Melanotaenia boesemani (Boeseman's rainbowfish)
Lineage: Eukaryota; Metazoa; Chordata; Actinopteri; Atheriniformes; Melanotaeniidae
Gene: itga1
Product: integrin, alpha 1
Exons: 30
Coding region: 197-3760 (1187 amino acids)
Biological process (GO): integrin-mediated signaling pathway; cell-cell adhesion; cell-matrix adhesion
Cellular component (GO): external side of plasma membrane; integrin complex
Molecular function (GO): integrin binding
Source: RefSeq, a predicted model, not a curated record
ACUCUACCCGCCCUCGUACUCGUCUGUGCAUCUGUCGUUCCCUCUGAGUGGAGCGGACACGCAGUGGAAUUGCGCUGAAGGGAAGGAAAUGCCUUCUGGACUCUUGAUGGUCAUAUAACGAAUUUUGCUUCUUUGAGGAUCCCUGCUUAGCAGAGCUUAGUCCGUGGAAGCUACAAGACACGCUGAGUGAGGCAGGAUGCUCGGGUUGAGUGGUGCUGUCAAUUUGACAGCAGUCGCAGCUUUUGUGCUGUUGGCUUCUGUGUUGUCCUUCAACGUAGACCAGAAGAAUGGUUUGUCCUUUAGUGGGCCACUGGAGGACAUGUUCGGCUACACUGUCCAGCAGUUUGAGAACAGCGAGGGAAAAUGGGUUCUGAUUGGUUCACCGCUGUCUGGUCAGCCAGCCAAGCGAACAGGAGACGUCUACAAAUGUCCUGUAGGGACGGGGGACAACACAUGUGUCAAACUGGAGCUGCCCAAAAACACAACUGUUCCCAAGUUGCGUGAAGUCAAGGAGAACAUGACCAUGGGAACCACACUGGUGACCAAUCCCAGUGGAGGAUUUCUGGCGUGUGGUCCCCAGUAUGGCUACAUGUGCGGCCAGCAGCAGUACAUCUCAGGUGUUUGUGCGAAUGUCAGCUCCUCUUUCCAGAUCCUCAACUCCAUAGCUCCUGCAGUGCAAGAAUGUUCAAAGAAUUUGGACAUUGUGUUAGUUCUGGAUGGAUCCAACAGUAUCUACCCCUGGAGCAGCAUCGUUGACUUUUUGCUUCGCUUCCUCAAGAACAUCAAUAUUGGACCUGGACUCUCACAAGUGGGCAUAGUGUCCUAUGGUGAGAAUGUGACUCACCAAGUCAACCUGAACCAGUUUGGCAACAGAAACGAUAUGCUGAAAUUUGUCGAAAGACUUCCUCAGCACACCGGUACCAAGACCCACACGUUCUUGGCCAUUGAUACAGCCAGGAAAGAGGCCUUCAUGCCAGAGCGGGGUGCACGACCCGAGGCAAAGAAAGUCAUGGUGAUUGUGACUGACGGAGAGUCACAUGACUUCUAUGAUCUGGACAGGGUCAUUGGAGAAUGUGAAAAAGAUGGCAUCGAGAGGUUCGGCAUUGCUGUUUUGGGAGACUACAACCGUCAGAAUAAAAGUGACGAAGAGGUGCAGAAGUUUAUCAAAGAGAUUGAGUCCAUUUCCAGUCAGCCUUUAAAAGACCACUUCUUCAACGUGGCUGAUGAAUUUGCUUUGGUGAAUAUAGUGGAUACACUUGGAAGCAGGAUUUUUGCCUUGGAAGCUACAACUGGUAACUUCACCUCCUCCUUUGAGAUGGAGAUGUCCCAAGCUGGGUUUAGUGCUCACACUUCCAAGGAAGGUGUGUUACUGGGAGCAGUGGGAGCAUAUGACUGGAAUGGGACAGUGGUGAUGCAAACUGCCCAAGGAACACUUAUUCCUAAAAAAAAUGAGUUUUACGACCCAAAUUCUAAGAACGCCUAUGAAGGAUUGGCUGCAUACUACGGAUAUGAUGUCCAGUCAGCGUCCACCCCUAAAGGAGUGCUGUACAUCACAGGAGCACCGCGGUAUAACCACGUAGGCCGUGUUGUUAUCUACCGUCUGAGGAGGAACAAAAUUGUCAUUUCACAGAUACUGAAGGGAGAACAGAUUGGUUCAUACUUCGGCAGUGUCCUCCAGACUGUUGACAUCGAUGGGGACUCCAAUACAGACCUCCUUUUGGUGGGAGCUCCAAUGUACAUGGGCUCUGAAAAAGAUGAACAGGGACAAGUCUACGUCUAUAAACUCAAUCAGGAGGGCAAAUUUGAGCAUGAAUUUACUCUAAAACCUGUCAACCAGCACUGUUGUACUGCCAGCUCUGCUGGCUGCACCAAUAAAAAUGAACCAUGUGGUGCCCGGUUUGGCACAGCCAUAGCAGCAGUGUCAGAUCUGAACCUCGAUGGGCUCAACGAUGUGGCGAUAGGUGCACCCUUUGAGAAUGAUCAUAGAGGAGCCGUCUAUAUCUAUCAUGGAGACAAGAAAUCCCUAAAACAGGAGUUUGUCCAGCGUAUCCCUGCAGGUGGUGAUGGUGAAAAGGUGAAAUUCUUUGGUCAGUCCAUACAUGGAGUUAUGGAUCUGAAUGGAGAUGGAAUCACUGAUGUUACUAUAGGAGGUCUAGGAGGGGCUUCCUUGUUCUGGUCCAGAGAUGUUGCAGAGCUUCGUGCUGAAAUGACUUUCGAACCUGAUAAAAUCAACCUGCACCAGGCUCAGCACCAGUGUGAAUAUGGGGGACGCAAAUCUGUGUGUGUGAAUGCAACAGUGUGUUUCCAGUACAAUGUCAAAUCUGACAAGGAUGAAAUAAAGCCUCCUUCAGAAAUACGCUACAACAUGACUCUGGAUGCUCUGCGUGCCAAAGCUAGGGCUUCGUUUAUUGACUUGGUUAUGGAUAAAAGUGAUCGAAAGAUUACAAAGACCUUUGAGAUCAAAGACAAAGAGAAAAAAUGCGUGAAAGAAACCAUCAUGAUGUCGGCCCGGCUGGACUUCCGAGAUCCUCUCUUGGUGUCUUUGGUGUUUGGGCAAGCUGAUGAGGACACAGGUCCUGUCCUGGACGAAAGCCUUCCUAAAUCGAUUAAUAAGACAAUACCUUUGGUGGACUGUGGAGGCAAUCAGAAGUGCAUCACUGACCUCUCGCUCAAAGCAACACUCAGCGUAAACAAAGUGCUGAUUAAAGUUAAUACAAAGGACAGGAUUGACUUGAACAUCAACUUAAAAAACAAGAAAGACAACGCCUACAACACCAAAGUAAUUGUCACCUUCACAGAGAACAUCAACUUUGUUAAAGUAGAGCCGGAGAAGGACUGCUCUCUAAAUCACACGAGAGUGGAGUGUGCUGUUGGAUACCCUUUUCUAGGGAGUAAGGAGGAGGAAAAUUUCAAUGUGAAAUUUGAGACAAAUCCCAAGCAUUUUCAGGAAAACAUUGAGAUCGCUGUGACUGCUAUAAGUGACAGUGAGGAGCUGCCUCAAACCCAGGGUGACAACACUUGGCAGAUCGCCAUCCCUGUGAAGUAUGAAGCUGGAGUCAUUUUUAAUGCAGAGCAUAGGAAUGUACAUGUCGAAGUAAAAGAUGGUGAGCAGUACGCAUCAGAAUUCAAUGACACCAGCAUGAUCGGAGAGGAGGUCAACAUCAACUACACGGUUAUGACGUCAAGUGAUUCGAAGAUUCCACCUCUUCAACUUACAGUGUCAUAUCCAUAUUUGUCUCCACUGAAUAACAGGUUACUGUACCUGACACAUGUCAUCACCAGCCCACAGGUAAAAUGUGACUCAAAUAAUUUGAUCAACCCGGAUAAAAUCAACCCACGUGUUAUAGUACCCAAACCAAAAAAGGAAACACUCAGUUUCUUCCUGUUGCAAUGUGGACAAACAACGUGUGCAUCAUUUAACUGUAAAAUCCUCGAAGCCAAGAAGAGUUACAUCAAUGUUACGUUCCGGGUGUGGAAACCUACGUUCAUCAAGGGGGAGUUUUCCAGCCUUUCCAUGACAGUGAAUGGCACCUUGAACCUUGUAAACACUCGUCUAUUUGAACUGGACAGUAAUGACAGGAUUAGAAGUGUGAAGAUCCAGGUCUCAAAAGAGACAGUCAGUGGGAUUCCCAUCUGGAUCGUCAUCAUCAGUAUCCUGAUAGGACUGCUCAUCUUAGCACUUGUCAUCUUCAUUCUCUGGAGGUUUGGCUUCUUCAAGAGGAAAUCCCGGGACUACUCAAAGGAGGACAUGAUGGACUGAAGCUUUCAGAAAACCACCACUGGAUCACUCAGUGAGACAGACAACCAACCAGAGGGAGGAAAUGCCAUAAAACCCACAGACACCUCAGUGCUUUGACACAUUGACUACCUGGAAAACACAGUUUCUAAAACUGUGUCCGACACUGACAUGUGUCAGAGAAUCUUUGCAAAUACUUCCAAAUGAUUUUUCUGUGCUGUUUCAGGCAUCAGGUUACAAGACUGGGGUCCACUUUAGAUGGCCCCAUAAACAGAGCCAAUGACACUCACUGUAAAACUUUUUAUUUUGCUUCAGCUUCUCCCCCCUCCCAUUAACUGCUGACAAAGUAGCAUUUUACCUGCAUCACACACAGGCGUUUCACAUCUGCUUCAAAGCUACCGUAGCUCAACUCCAGUUUAAAAGGAAAAAUAGUCUCAGGUUUUUUAUUAUGCGAAUCCAAAGUUGCCUAAACCAUCUUACAAACAGUAAUUAAUGUUAAAACAUUUGCGGCCAAUUGUAUGAAAAGACAAUAUGUGAAUUCUACAUGCGCUGGAGAAGUUUGUCUUAUAGCGUUGACUCUUGUGUUAAAACAUGUUUUCUUGAUACAUUUUACGAAACACUGUAACUUCUAGCAUUUUAUAGCAUUUUGUUGUUGCUGUAUUUUAACUAUAUAACUUGGCACAUGUUUUAUUUUAAAGUGUUGGCCAAAUAUGAAAAAGGAAUGCAAGAUUUUCCUCAAGCAAAGGUGCAGUCUGUAUGCUUUCUUUUAUUGCUAUCCAGUUUUGGUGUUAAGUGAGUGUAGUUCAUGUCACCUUGGUUACUGAGAUACAGAAAGCAGCACCUUUGAUUGUACUGUAAAUAGAUGUGCUCACAGAUGUAAAGCUUUCAUAUGUACAUAAUUUUGUUUGCAUUUAAUUUAAUGUUUAAUUUUCUUUUCUUUUUUGUGGUCAUUCCUUAUUUUUGUGGAUUUUGCUCAGGUGCUAAAAGUAUAAUGAAUAAGGACAUCUGCAUUGGACACAUCAGAAAAUUAUCUGGCUUUUGCCACAAAGUUAAAGCUUAUGCAAAUAUGUAAAUAUUGUUAUAUUUGAUGAAAAAUUAACAUAUAAUUUUCUGUACUGAAAAAUAUACAGUGAUGAUGGUUUGUAUCUGCUAUUUUGGUUUUAUUUGAUCAGCAAAUUAUUUUUCAAACUUGUUGAAAUACUGAAUUUUGAUGCUGAAUGAGAUUAGAUUAGAUUUCAACCUUUUUAUUUGCAUAAUAGAUCAAGUUCAAGUUUAUUUAUAUAGCAAAUUUUUUGCAACAGCAGUUGCCCAAAGUGCUGAACAAUAGAAAUGAUGGGCAUAUUGCUCCAAUUUAGAAAUAAAUGUCUUCCCAUUCUCCAGUUUUCUCCAUCUAGUAAAGGGAUUCCCUGUUUGCUUCAACAUUUACACAAAACAUUAGCUCACUGUAGGUUCACUGUCACCCCGUAAGCGAUACAUAGUACCUUAUUCAUUCAGGUUCUCUGCUUUGUUUUUGUUUCCAGCAGUGGAACAGCUACACAGUAUACUGAGAGAGAUGCUGGGGAAAUAUUUUCUGCAAAUAUAUUUGACUUUUUCCCUCACUGGUGUGGAAUAAAUUUUAGGGGAAAUGGCAAUAUAAAGAGACAGCUUUUGAGCAUUUCAGUUCUCCUCAGCUCUCGCCCUUUACUGUUGGCAUGAAGUACAUGUAAUAAAUUGUUUGUACAAAACAUGAAAGCAUUAGUUGUUUUAAGAUUGUAUGGCCACAUCUGAUUUAUGCACGAAGGGGAGUAAGAGGCACAAAGUGAAAGUUAUGAGCUCCAGGCCUGCCUUCUACACUGCUGUGAAGUUUUCAAUGUAAUGCACUGGUUUGUUAGAUUUUAUGUGUCUUCAUCAGCACAGAAAUGAACUAAAUCCUAUGUACCAAAAUAAAGACAUUUUAUGAGAAA